AUGGCGGACGUGGCAAAUCCUCAGCAAGCCGAGGAAGACCGCGCCAAGGUCUUCAUGGACCGUCUACCCCACGUUCAAGCGGCCUCUCGUCGUCUGCAAGGUCAACUCGGGAUCCACGGUGAUGAGACCUGGCCCCUGCCACCACCGCCAAUCGAUCAUAAUCCCUUCCUGGUCGAAAUGAACGCAAUAAAGAUCCGCGCUGCAUUGGAGAAUUGCAAGGACUUUGCCGUGACCAUCGACCGUGAGUCGGACAAAAUGGAGCUUCUUGAUGUUGUCGCGAUGUCUGGUCAGAAGCGCGUGGUGAUGCAAACUGGUCAAGCCCCGGAGAUCAAGCUUACUUCUUUCGAGGAUGAGAAGAAAGCUAGAGAGACCGAGCAGUCUAAUGCCAUUGCACGUAUGAUGGACGAAGGUCGUCAGGAGGAGUUGAAAGAACUUGAAGAUGAAGGCAUGAGUGAGGUUCCAUCAACUCCAAAAUCCUUGUUCCAUAGCGUUGGUUCUUCCCUGGCGCCUACCGCCCCUCAAACCAGCCAAGGAAGCAAUACAGCAGCAAGUGAAGGCGAGGAAUCGCUCUCGGCCUCUCAAGGAGACAGCUCAGUGGAUACCGCAGAGCGCGAACGGCGCGAGGAGUGGGAAGAACUCACGAGAGACCCUCGUUUCGUUGGUAUCGGACCAUAUGGAGAGCCUGAGUAUGAUGGCCCGCCAACGCCGGAUCCGGCGAAUAGCUCAGACGCCACUGGUGCCACCCCUAAUCCGAACCAUGACUCUGAGGGGAACUCGAUACCCCAUAACACGCCGACGGCCAGCAAUGACGACCGAGAGAUGCGCACGUCAUCAUACGCGACUGGAACUGCCAGCGCUGAUUCCGAACAUAUCCCGGCUGACCUUACUCCUCCCAGCCGAGAGCUUGGGGCUCUCUCCGUCCAUGACAGUGAAGUAGGAGGGACACAAUCCGUGAUCGACGAAGCCAUAGCUGUUCUCAACGCUCAAGACAAGGGUAAGGGCAGAGAGACAAGCCCUGGUGUUGAUGAGACGAUGUUGGACGGUCCUCGGGCUCAAGAUAAGGGCAAACGGCAAGAGACAGGCUCAAGCGUUGGAGACAACUCUGCGUACGCUUCUCAGACUCAACAGAAGGACAAAGCCAAGCAGAUGAUCUCCGGGUCCCGCGACACCGAUAUAGACGACGGUGAAGAGCGUCACGGCAAGAUGAAAGGCUCGAGCGGAAAACAGCUCGACGUUGCAGCGAGCCUUCGUAACCAUUUGGUCACAUUCCUUGAUGAGAGCCAGCCCAAGACUAAGGAGCGUAACCCACCCGUCCCUCAGCCUCAGAGCAUGCCCAAUACCUUGACGGAAGCGAUCUGCAGCCAUAUGCCACUGGAAGCUAAACCAAUCCUUACGCUGACUCUCGAGCGCAUCGAUCCCCCCAUACCAUCUCCAACAGAUCAACGAUGUGUCCUUCUCAAACACUUUGAGGUUGGUCUGGAUGGAGUCGAAGGUCUUUGUCAAGGCACAGCAAAGAUCCCAGAGACUCCACUUCAGACUGCCGAACGCGAGAGGCGCGUUGGGAAGCUGGGAACAUUCAAGCAAGGGCAUGGAGGCUUUUAUAGAUCGUUGAGGAGCGCACAGCAAAAAGACCAGCAGUAUGGCAAGGGCUACUGGUACUUUUUCGGAGUGAAGUUCAAGCAAAAUAGCAGGGAACGAAAGCUGAGGAGGGGUGGAAAGUGGCUUGUCUUUGGUGCGCCGAUCGAAGCGGUCUAUCACCUGGACAUAAAGAGAAGUCAAGAAAAUGUGACUGUCCUGCUCGGCGGAGGGGUGGACAAGUCUGGCACCGCGAUCAAGCCGUUCAAAGCCAACUUCAAACGUACGCACACUCUUUUCAGCAGAGGCGGUCUAGCUCCCAUGGACAUCUGGCCAGGUGGAGAAGAUUGGGAGGAUGGGGUGUUCAAGGAUAUCAGGGCGGCAAUGGCAAACAAUGGACUCCGAGUCGGCUUCCUUUACGGAGACACCCAGACCUUUGCUCCCCUGCCAAAGGGCUUCCCAGCCGCCGGCAAGUUUCAAGCAGAAAAGAAGCGCAAGGAGUCCGGGGCCGAGAUGACAGAGGAAGAGAUGAAAGCCAUGGAGAAGAGCAUGAAGCCCAAGCAAUUGUCGGCCGAGGACAUCGGUACUAUUCUUGCGAUGAGCGUCAUCAACGACCGGGCCAAGCAGGACGCAGCCGCGCGUUCAAAGUAA
Letharia columbiana is the source of this 2226-nucleotide messenger RNA. RefSeq lists its product as uncharacterized. Lineage: Eukaryota; Fungi; Ascomycota; Lecanoromycetes; Lecanorales; Parmeliaceae. The coding region runs from base 1 to 2226 and encodes 741 amino acids. The transcript is spliced from 2 exons. The record is from RefSeq and is a predicted model, not a curated record.